Elaeis guineensis (African oil palm) is the source of this 843-nucleotide messenger RNA. Its product is annotated as SKP1-like protein 1A. Gene Ontology annotation, biological process: ubiquitin-dependent protein catabolic process. Lineage: Eukaryota; Viridiplantae; Streptophyta; Magnoliopsida; Arecales; Arecaceae. The record is from RefSeq and is a predicted model, not a curated record.
CCCGGCCCGAAAACGUUCCAACUCCCUCUCCCGCUCUCUCUGGUCUCCUGGAGCAGGUUUUAGGGUUUUUCUAGGGUUUCUCUUUCUCCCCCAAUCGAUGGAGAUCUCCGACGGUAACGGCGAUGAGGCCUCCACCUCCGUGUCUUCUCCGGAGGUGAAGAAAGUGAUGCUAAGGAGCUCGGACGGCGACGUGUUCGAGGUGGAGGUGAAGGUGGCGAUGGAGUUGGAGCCCAUCAAGAACAUAAUCGAGGACGACUGCGCCCACGGUGUCAUCCCCGUCCCCAACGUCUCUAGCUCCGCGCUUGCGAACGUCAUCAAGUACUGCGAGAAGCACGUCGAGGCCGACCCCGGGACGGAGGAGUACGGCGCCUCUCUGGAGGAUCUCCGGUCGUGGGACCUCGACUUCGUCAACAAAAUCAAGGGCAACCAUGACCUCCUCUUCGACCUGAUCAUGGGUGCACACUAUCUAAAUGUAAAGGGUUUGUUUGAUCUCACCUGCCAAACGGUGGCUGACAUGAUGAAUGGGAGAACCCCUGAUGUGAUUCGACUGAUGUUUAACAUAAAAAAUGACUAUACCCAAGAAGAAAUGGAAGAGGUGCAGAGGGAGAACGCAUGGGCUUUUGAAUGAAGUGGCCUAUCGAUCAGUUCUUUGCUUUUGAUAUGGUUAAUGUGGGUUAGAAGCAACAGGAGACCUAGAAAGAUUUUUCAGUCACACGUUUGCAAUCUCUUCUUUAGUCUUUGAAACAAAUUCACUUUAACUUUUUUCCUCGUUCUUGUUGAUUGUUGAACGUUUGGUAAAUGUUACAGUAUUUUGACAGAUGUGGGCUAUGCAUCUACUUUUGA